Molecule: messenger RNA, 531 nt
Organism: Acanthosepion pharaonis
Lineage: Eukaryota; Metazoa; Mollusca; Cephalopoda; Sepiida; Sepiidae
Source: the annotation of a GenBank genome assembly
AUGGUGAACACUUCUACGCAAACUCUAUCUAUCUAUCUAUCUAUCUAUCUAUCUAUCUAUCUAUCUAUCUAUCUAAUUCAGUCUCUUCAUAUCUAUCUAUCUAUCUAUCUAUCUAUCUAUCUAUCUAUCUAUCUAUCUAUCUCAGUCUGUUCAUAUCUAUCUAUCUAUCUAUCUAUCUAUCUAAUUCAGUCUCUUCAUAUCUAUCUAUCUAUCUAUCUAAUUCAUCUCUUCAUCUAUCUAUCUAUCUAUCUAUCUAUCUAUCUAUCUAUCUAUCUAUCCAAUUCUGUCUGUCCAUAUCUAUCUAUCUAUCUAUCUCUUUUCAUUAUCUAUCUAUCUAUCUAUCUAUCUAUCUAUCGUAAUAAAUUUUUAUUUAUCAAUCCUAGUAAUAUCUAUCUAUCUAUCUAUCUAUCUAUCUAUAUAUCUAUCAAUCUAUCUAUCAAUCUCUCUAUCUCACUCUGUUCAUAUCUAUCUAGCUAUCGUAAUGAAUUUUUAUUUAUCCAUCCUACAGUUUUUUGUUUUUUUUUUAUCUAA